UGGUCCGACAUCCUGCUGUUGGUCUAGCUACAAAUCUACGGCCACAGGACGAGGUAGGAAAGCCUCAUAAUGUCGGGGUUAGAAGAACCAUCCAACGUGGUGCUAGAAGUGCAGGAGGAGAAGCGAAGCGAGGAAGAGAUUGGAGGGGAUCCUGAGAUCGAAUACGCAGGCGACCAGCCUCGAGGAGGAUAUGUGUUUUACAGAGACAGGAAAGAAUGGGCAGACCUUGAGCCAGUUCCACAGGAUGACGGUCCCAACCCCAUUGUGAAAAUUGCAUACUCUGAGAAGUUCACAGAUGUAUAUGAUUAUUUCCGGGCGUUGCUGAAGAAUGAUGAGAAGAGUGAGAGGGCGUUGGCACUGACAGCUGAAGCCAUUGAACUGAACGCUGCCAACUACACUGUAUGGCACUACCGGCGAGUUCUGCUGCAGGCUCUGGACAAGGACCUGCGGGAGGAGAUGCGCUACAUCACCGCCAUCAUUGAGGACCAGCCUAAGAACUACCAAGUCUGGCACCAUAGACGCAUGGUGGUAGAGUGGCUGAAUGACCCAUCUGAGGAGCUGGAAUUCAUUGCAGACAUCCUCAGCCAGGACGCCAAGAACUAUCAUGCUUGGCAGCACAGGCAGUGGGUUAUUCAGGAGUAUAAGCUGUGGGAUGGGGAGCUGGAGUUUGUGGAGCAGCUGCUAGAGGAGGAUGUGAGGAAUAAUUCGGCCUGGAACCAGAGAUAUUUUGUCAUCUCCCACACCACGGGAUAUUCGGAUCCAGCCGUGCUAGACAGAGAAGUGCAGUACAGUUUGGAGCAAAUCAAAAAGGCCCCGCACAACGAGAGUGCAUGGAACUAUCUGAAAGGGAUUCUUCAGGACCGUGGGCUGGCCUCCUACCAGAACCUACUGGAGCAGGUGCUGGAGCUGCAGAAGAGCUGCAGCUCACCCUACCUGACCUCCUUCCUGGUGGACAUCUAUGAGGACAUGCUAGAGGGCUCGAGUGGCAACCAGGAGGAGACCCUGGGCAAGGCCUUGGAACUGUGCGAGCUCCUGGCCUCGGAGACAGACACCAUCAGGCGGGAGUACUGGCGGUAUGUGGGCCGCUCCCUGCAGAGCCGGUAUGGCAGCAGUGAUGGUGCUGGCGGCUCGCCCUCCUCCGCCCCACCGGAGACGGCUGGCGAUGAUUGAGUGCCACGCUCCCUGGUGGUGCAGGGAGGGAGCGCUCCAUUGAGGCAGCAUUGUAUCGUUACCACAUUGGUAAACAGAGUACUUAUCUCCAGGCAACUGCUGGCAUAUUCUGUAUGGAGCCCUGACACCAAAUCUAAAGCUUGACUUCUCUGAUAAUCACGGAAGCUUUUGGCGCUCCCUGGCCCUGAAGGUGAUUACAAUAAAGUAAGAGCUGCCGCAGGCAGGUGAAUAAUAAUGCAGGAGAUUAACAGAAGGGUCAGCUUCCUGAUUUGAGAAUAGUCUGAAACAGAAAAUGUGUAUAUGUGUGCUAGUAACUCAGGACCUCCUGCCCUGGGAAGUAAAACUAAAGCUCUAAAUUAGGAUGGAAUUAUUGUUGCCAAAAUACUGUAUAACCAAACUG
Megalops cyprinoides (Indo-Pacific tarpon) is the source of this 1570-nucleotide messenger RNA. It is a transcript of the gene fnta, whose product is annotated as farnesyltransferase, CAAX box, alpha. Gene Ontology annotation, molecular function: protein farnesyltransferase activity; CAAX-protein geranylgeranyltransferase activity. The record is from RefSeq and is a predicted model, not a curated record. NCBI's taxonomy places the organism in Eukaryota, Metazoa, Chordata, Actinopteri, Elopiformes, Megalopidae. The coding region runs from base 70 to 1170 and encodes 366 amino acids. The transcript has 9 exons. Gene Ontology annotation, cellular component: cytoplasm; protein farnesyltransferase complex; CAAX-protein geranylgeranyltransferase complex. Gene Ontology annotation, biological process: protein farnesylation; protein geranylgeranylation.